CAUUUCUCCAACUCAACUUGAACCUCACAUUAAACAUCGUUUCUCUUCCUUUCUAUCAUUACAGCAUGUCUUCCAUCUCUGAGGAGGAAAGGGCGUUGCAACUCGCGCAGGCCGCGAGUGAGAGCCUCGCAUCUGGUGAUUUAGCGGCAGCGGCAAUGAAGCUACGUGAAGCUACGAGCAUCGCACCAGAAAACGCCCAAAUCAAAGAAGUCUGGGAAAAGUUGAGGCAAGAGGAGGACAGGAGCGAGUUUCUGGCGAUCUGCAAAGCCUGGGUGCAAAGCAAGGAUGAAGCUGAUGGCGAACGCGCGCUAAAGUCAAUGAAAGAGCGACCCUUAAAACAAAAAGAGGCGGAACAAGCAAUGCAAAUUCUCAACGACUUCAAAGACGAAGACGACGUUCUGGAUCAAGUUACCGGCGAGCUCCUAAAGAACGUCGGUGCGCAGACGUGGCUCGCACAGGCUGUGCGAGAGCGGCCUACACGGAGCUACUACGAACUGUUUCCACGUGGAGAUGAUUCUAUCGACGGACUGCUCAAAGUUCUGCUCAACCGCAGCCUCUGGCCUGACGAUGACGCCUUCAAGAACAGCCACAGAGACGUGUUCCAGCUCAGUCUUGCCAUGCUUAUGGAGGAGGCACUUGACCAUCCGGAACGCGCUAUGAGAGGUGUCGCGCAGCUACUAGCUCAUCAUGCAAACCAUCUCGAGAAUAUCAUCGAUGCCGACAGCUUUAACGUCAUCCUCUCUUCUCUUGACAUUCGACUACCGAAAACUCUUCGCGACCAAGCUACACUCGCCAGCAUCAAAUUGUUUGAACUCAGCCCGGACACCGCGAAAAAGUUGAUAUCGAAGUUUGUUACUGAGCGUGCGGAAAAAGGCGAUGCGGACAAUUUGAUCAUUGCGUUCUCAGCAGCCGCGGCCAUCUUUCCUAUCGCAGUCGAGGCAGCGGCCGCCCUCUUUCUCACGGAUGGCUUCGUUAGCACGCUGGUCCCUGUGGUGGAAAAGAAGAAAUCCCAUAAGCUGGUACAGGUGACAUUAGAGCUGAUCAGUGCGGCUUGUGUAGACAAGAAGUGUCGAGAAGCCAUCAACCGGCACUGCAGGGACUGGUUAGAUAUGGUCGCGGACAGCCCUGACAAAGGACGUGCUAAUCUCGCCGCGCUUAUUCUUGUCAAGCUGGGUGAUGAAGAGCCUCCUUCCUCGGAGAAUCCUCAGGUUGCUACCCCUGCGAAGUUCGACCAAAGUGACUUGAUUGCUAAGUUCAAAUCGAUGGUCAUCAGUUCCGAUGCUGGCAACACACAAGACUCCAUUGAAGGCCUGGCCUAUGCGUCCCUCCAGGCGAAGUUCCGCGAAGGCCUCUCAGAAGAUUCCCAGUUUCUCAAACGACUUAUGCUGAUAAUGGGCGAUCCAGAUACACCAGGAAAUAUCAUCUUUGGCGGGCUCACCAUCUUCGCCAAUAUCACAGCAUUCCUCCCCAUCCAAUCCGAUGAAGAGAAGAGAAUGGCGCAACUCAAAGCCUACGCCAACGUCCAGAAGCCUUCAGCUCCCGAUGAUCUCCUCGACGAUAAUCACGCUACCGCGAGGUGUAAGCGACUCGUCGAGGCUGGUGUCGUGCCAUUGUUAGCACAACUCUGCAAGAAGCGCACAGCAAAUGUACUAUCACAAAGCAGUCAGAUCCUCUUGAACCUCAGCAGAGACAAGACGAGCCGAGUGUUGAUAGUACAACAAGGAGCCAUCAGGCUGCUCAUCGUCAUGUGGGAACACAUGGCCUCGGCCAUCGCUUCAUCGAAAACAGGCACAACGCCCUUCUCGCCUACCGCCCCACCAGCAGCCGCACAAGCGCUUUCCCGCCUCCUCAUCAGUGUUGAUCCCAGACUUACCUUCAGCGCCGCGCUACCACCCACAACCGCCGUUCGCCCUCUCCAAAGCCAGCUUUCACGCACCGAGUCGUCCGCAUGGCAGCUCUAUGCUUUUGAAGCCCUCCUUGCCCUCACCAAUCUUGCAACUCUGGACGAAACAACGCAAACCCACAUCAUCCGCGCCGCCUUCGACAGAAUAGUCGACGACCUACUGCUGAGCAACAAUACCAUGUUGCAACGCGCGGCCACGCAACUAGUCUGCAACCUCAUGGGCUCGCCAUACUGCGUGGAGAAGUUCGCCGACGGCUCACCCCGGGCAAAGCACCGCUUACACCUUCUCCUCGCCAUGACCGACGUCGAAGACACAGCGACCCGAAGUGCAGCUGGCGGUGCAUUGGCUACGCUCUUGUCUUGCGGUGAGAUCACUGUCAUGCCGUUCUUACAGCAGGAGAAAGGUGUAGACUUCUUAAUCGGCUUGUGCCAGGACGACGAAGACGAACUUCAGCACAGAGGAGUCGUGUGCUUGCAGAGUGUGGGCGAGGUCCCGGCGGGGCUGGAGGUCGUGAAGAGGAAAGGGGGAGUAGGGGCCGUGAUGGAUGUACAGAAUGCGACGAACAACCGGGUUGUUAUAGAUGCUUGUAAGGACGCACUUGCCGUGUUGAAGCCUCAGUAG
Messenger RNA from Macroventuria anomochaeta, 2525 nucleotides. Its product is annotated as ARM repeat-containing protein. Lineage: Eukaryota; Fungi; Ascomycota; Dothideomycetes; Pleosporales; Didymellaceae. The coding region runs from base 66 to 2525 and encodes 819 amino acids. The transcript has a single exon. Gene Ontology annotation, molecular function: protein binding. The record is from RefSeq and is a predicted model, not a curated record.